AUGACUGGAGGGCUGGAUACUGCUGAGGUGGAGUCGGAGCAGAAUGCUGAAGAUCUCGACACUAUCUUGGAGGAAUUUCUCAUCUGCCGUCGACCGGGAGUUGCCACUGGCGGCAAAACUGUGAAGCUGCAGGUGAAUUGCAUGGAGUUGUCGGUGGACUCAACCCAUCAGAGAUUUUUCUCUAUCAUGUGGACAUCUCGCGCUCAGACGGGCGGUGGCAAUACGCGCGCGUACGCAACAGAGUUUGGAGGCACUCGGGUGGUGCACGACGGUGGAUCCCUGAUGUAUUCACCUGUGCUACUGCCGUGGGCUGCACAGACCAAGACGUUUGAAAAUGUGGAUCCAGAUUCAGUGGAAAAUGCUCCAGACUCUGUGCAAAGCCCCCUAUCCACCACAGGUACAUUCGUGGUGAAGAUGAAGCUAGCCGACGUGAUCGCAGUCAAGCUCGCGUUGCAAGCUCUCGGUGUGAUUCUGCGCUGCUUCGCUCGCCAGCGCUUGGUCUCUGUGGAGCGCAAGUUUUUCUCGAUUGAUGGCGAAGAGCUGGUGCCCCUACAUGGCGGAGCGGAACUGCGCAGGGGAUACCACCAAGCCGUCCGGGUGGCCGACCACAAACUCCUGCUGAAGCUGGACAAGACAACGCUGAGCUUUUACACACCGGGAAACCUGACGGAGCUGGUGACUGCCACUUUGGGCGCGCGUUCACCUUCCGAGAUCUCAUUGUGUAAAGUGGCCCCUGGACAGCGCAAAAGCGAACUCGACGAUCCUAAAGUCACGAAGCAGGCGCGCGAGUUUUCCAACAUUCCUUUGGAGACGGUAAUUGGCCGGGUUCGUCGUAUCAGCUUUGACGAUAAUCCGUACCAGGACGCCUUUGGACUAAAGAUUGAGCAACGUCUUGUGAUAGUGAACGCCCACGUCAUUCCUCCCCCAGAAGUGCAGUAUGCGAAUGUGUCAACCAGUCCAUUGGACGUGUUCAGCAGCAUUGGUGAGGGCGAAGUGAGAAGUUUUGUUUCCAACUUGGUGAAGAUGGGGGAGGAGUGCGGGUUGUCCUUCGAGGAUAGUGACCCCUGCAUGGUUCGGUCGGACGGGUAUCGUGGAGUGGACGUCGAAAAACUCAUGAAAAUGUGCUUCGAGGAGCUGGAAAUGUGUAACAAGGGCCCGCCACAGCUCAUCAUGGUCAUCAAGCCGGAUAAAUGCGCUAACUCCUACGCCAGAAUCAAGCAAAUGUCCGAUACGGUCUUGGGAGUCCCGAGUCAAUGUAUUCUCUCGCAGAAAAUCGUCACGGCAAAACCGCAUUACUAUGCGAGUCUUUGCCUCAAAAUUAAAAUGAAACUGGAUGGGAAGAAUGCUGUAGUUCGAGGCCUGUUGCCAUUCCCCAAUUCAGCUGCAACACUGGUGAUCGGCGCAAGUGUGGAGCAUAACGGCAACUGGGGGAGACCGUCAACCGCUUCGUUUGUUGCUUCGCUGGACUGUAGCUCAGCGAAGUAUGUAGCGCGUGUGGCCGAGCAGAAGACACUUGGUGACAUGAAGCUGUUGACCCGCGUGCAGUACGAGCUGCUUGUGACGUGGCACCAGAUCACGGGUCAGAUACCGGAGAAUGUUGUCUACUACCGGGGAGGAGCGAGCCAAGAUCAGCAUUUUGGCGUCUUGCAGACAGAAAUGAAUGCUUUGCGCAAGGCAUUCAGAAUGCUGUUGGCGGACUGCCCGCCUCUCAUUACGUUCAUAGCAGUCAAUAAGCGUCACCAUGUGCACGCUUUCCCGACUAACUCGAGCGACGGCAAUUGCGAGAAUGACGUGGAGCCUGAAACAAUCAUUGACACGGGAAUUGUGGAUGCACAUGGAUUUGACUUCUACUUGUAUGGCCACAACAGCGGCCACGGAACUACUAGCAUCCCCUGUCACUACACUCCUGCAUGA
Messenger RNA from Phytophthora sojae, 1914 nucleotides. RefSeq lists its product as hypothetical. The transcript has 5 exons. Bases 1 to 1914 code for a protein of 637 amino acids. Gene Ontology annotation, molecular function: nucleic acid binding. NCBI's taxonomy places the organism in Eukaryota, Oomycota, Peronosporomycetes, Peronosporales, Peronosporaceae. The record is from RefSeq and is a predicted model, not a curated record.